CGUCACGGACAGGGUCCCGCCCUGCAGCCCCGCCCCAGCCCCGCCGGCGGGGACCGCGGAGCCGUGUCUGCAGGCCGGCGGGCGGCUCGCGCCGCGGAGGAGAGGUGUUAUCUGCUCUUCAUGCUGUGGAUUCUCCAGCUCCCUGUGCCAUUCCCCUGUUGCUGUGAUGUUGUAAACUCAUCAAAGGGAUCAGCAGCUCUUGAGGUGUUAGAAGUUUCUCCAGCCAAGUUGCUUCUCACUAGGGAUGGUGGAGUUGGAUGGAGACUCCUUCAGUCCUCCUCCAGGAUGAACCAUCUUCCAGAACACAUGGAGAACACUCUGACGGGGAGCCAGAGCUCACACGCUUCUCUGCGAGACAUCCAUUCCAUCAACCCUGCGCAGCUCAUGGCCAGGAUUGAGUCCUAUGAAGGAAGGGAAAAGAAAGGCAUUUCUGAUGUCAGGAGGACUUUUUGUCUCUUUGUCACCUUUGACCUCUUAUUUGUAACGUUACUGUGGAUAAUAGAGUUAAAUGUGAACGGAGGCAUCGAGAACACCCUGAAGAAGGAAGUGAUUCACUAUGACUACUACUCCUCUUACUUUGAUAUAUUUCUUUUGGCAGUUUUUCGAUUCAAAGUGCUGAUACUUGGGUAUGCUGUAUGCAGAUUGCGCCAUUGGUGGGCAAUAGCGUUAACAACAGCAGUGACCAGUGCCUUUCUAUUAGCAAAAGUGAUCCUCUCAAAGCUUUUCUCUCAAGGGGCAUUUGGCUAUGUAUUGCCCAUCAUUUCAUUCAUCCUUGCCUGGAUUGAGACGUGGUUCCUGGAUUUCAAAGUGUUACCUCAAGAGGCAGAAGAAGAAAACAGACUCCUGCUCGUUCAGGAUGCGUCCGAGAGGGCGGCUCUCAUCCCUGCAGGGCUCUCUGAUGGUCAGUUUUACUCCCCUCCUGAGUCUGAAGCAGGAAGGAACAGCUCGGCAUUUAGAAUGGGAAUACAGAAAUCAUCACAGCCCAGUGGAGGUGCGGCUGGAACUAGAGCCCGCUUUGUUCCCAAAGCUUCCAGUUGCAGAGAAGGAAGGCCUGGGCUACCCAUGUGGCUGCAGUGACGAUGCUGACUGAGCAGAAAUGAACUAAGUGGCAUGCUUAGGUGGGGCAGUUCUUUACCCCCACUGGGAGUCUGGUUUGAAAUGCAGGCUAGUUUGGGACUGAAGAUGUGUAGUAUUGAGUGCAGCACUUGUCUGGCCUCGGUUUGAUCCCGGGCCAGUGGACAGGUGGAUGAAUAGAUGAGUACCUCAAACUGUAUAAUACUAACUUAUUGUGGGCAAGUCAAAAUAAAGGUGCUAAGAUUCCAAGAGCUGUCAUGCCCCUGCUUUGCCUCAUUCCUUCAUCCCUCAGAAGGGUUCUCAAUUAGGUGGUCACCCUUUGUGUAGAGAAUAUUUAAAGCAUUAAAAACCCAUUCCCGGGGUUAUUAAUUAAUGUAUGUUUUAAGCUCUAUGAAAGUAUAUAAAUUUACAUACUACAAAUAAAUACAUCUAUUGUGAAUGAUAGUUAAAUGAACUAGUUUUACCCCAUCAAGCUUUCCAGGGUGACAAUUCAUCUGUGAUGUCUACCACCUAGUGGUCAUUUGGGGAAUUGCCACUGAGUUUUGGCUAGUUUUUUAGGUUGUCUUAUAACAGUAAACUGUUCGCGCAUGGUUGCACUUAGCCCCUGUGCCUGUACAGUCAUGCUGAGGUCACUAUUGCUGUGCUUCCUAUCGUGAUGCCGUGUCCCCUGGACAUACACUAGUAACAGUCAUGCCAUGUGGUUUCUGCAUUCAGCUGCUCUUUCUGCAGGCAUCAGUGCCUGUUUUUGCACAGUGUGACGCUGCACCACUUGUCAGUCGCUGGCACUUUGGACUGCAAUUUGGGCUGUUAAUAAGUAAUUGAGCCAGGAACAGCCACUUACGUGUUUGAACAUUUAUUAACUUUCAUGAGUGGAAGCUGCUCAUCGAAGCCCUCUCCUCCGCACAUACUUCAGGCCGUGAAUGUUGGCUUUAUCCUUACAAGUCCUUGCUGUUGUACACGUCUGCUUUUGGUAGGCUAACAGAACUACAGAGGUGCUCGCUGUCUUUAACUUACAAGUCUCUACAUGCUGACAUCUCUUCCACAUCCCCGCUCCACAUCUCUUAGGUCUUUUCACUUUAUAUUUACUUCACAUUUCAAUUAAGUUCUGUAAUAAUUCCACACAUUUUUUUUUUUUAAAGAUUUAUUUAUUAUAUGUAAGUACACUGUAGCUGUCUUCAGACACUCCAGAAGAGGGAGUCAGAUCUCAUUACGGGUGGUUGUGAGCCACCAUGUGGUUGCUGGGAUUUGAACUCUGGACCUUCGGAAGAGCAGUCGGGUGCUCUUACCCACUGAGCCAUCUCACCAGCCCCUCCACACAUUUAUAUAACACAGUCUGAUCACACUCCACCCCACCCCUCCCACUCUAGUGAACCCCUUCUCCUCUCUGCAGAGCCCCCUCAUUCUCAUGCCUUCUCGUUUGGUUUGUUAUCUACUGGAUUUAACCAGAGUCCUGUGAGCAUAGGUGACACUGUUGACUGGAGCCUGGGGAACCCACCAAUGACUGCACUACCCCUCCCCCAAGGCCCACCAGAUUCAGUAACCCCCGCCCCCCGGGGAGAAGCAGGGCCCCCAUGACCACUCAAACCUCAUUCAUGAUUAGUUAUUGAUCUUCCCAGUCUUGUGUAGGCAGCUACAGCUUUUGCAAGUUUAUUAUUGACUAUCCAGAUCAUGCCCAUCAGAUAGUGAGUGGUUGGCACCGUCUUCCCUGUCGCGGUCCUGCGUGGUCUCUGAGCCUUGGAGGAGAUGCAGAUACCCUCGUUAGGACUGAGCACAACACUCAUACUCUCAGCACUCCAGCAGCUAGGAGAUUCUGCAGUUACCUCAGUCAGUCUUCGAAGCCCACUUCAGGUGGUGCCUGCCUGUGGGCUUCUUGGGUGUUGUGUCUUAAUGUCAAUUAAGCGUAGCUUAUGAGUCUAGUCUGAUGAUGAUAGUUAUUAGCAGUCAUAGCUAAGAUCUCUCAACCUUCACUCUGGGUCAUAAAGAAAUUUGCCUGUGGAUUUUAUCUAGAAGUUUCGAUCAAAAUUAGGGUAUUUUUGGUUGGAUGGUUUUGCAUUUUUUAGGAUUAUGCUAUAUUUUAAUUACUUUUCAUAUAUAAAAGAAACACAAGACUACAUGCACAUUCUUUUGAUGUCAGCUAUCUCUGUCCAUUUGUCUAUGAAACAGUUAUCAAAACAGUGACUCCCCCACUGACCCACUUGACAUUUGCUGAGAGUGCCAAGCCAGUGGUUUCUCCGACUCCCUUUGGAUUGCAGUUAGCAUAAUCUUUUCCUUCUUUGUAAAAACGUCACUUAUUUUACUUAUUUACUUAUUUAUUUAUUUAUUUUACUUACUUUCCUGCAGUCCUUUCUUAGGGUCUGAUGCAGGCCUUUACAGCUCUAGGUUCUUCUAGACCUUGCUUUACUGGUACGCGUGUAUUCUGACCUGCUGUAGUGUUUCCUGAUGAUUAUCAGCAGGUUGGUGAUGUGGCCCUCUGCGGAGAUCUGUAUUCACAUUUCUUCAGCUGUUAGGUAUAUGGGUUAAUGGCUCUCAACAGCCCCAGGAACAUUUGGCUAGUAUCCUUCAAAUGUCUUCCGGAUCCCCAACCUCCCCAUGCACAUUUCCGUUUCCUUGGCAUGAGGUGGCCAGCAUCUGUCUCUGCACAGUGCCCUCUGCUGUGCAGUCUGCAUGCUAUCAGUCACUCCCUAGUGAGCGAGCUCUUUCUGCUGCCCGGCUUGCCUUCCAGAUCCCCUCACAGCCACUCCUGACUGCUCUCCCACUCCAGGACUUGUGUUUCAGUCUCUGCGCAUUCAUGUUACCCCAUCUUGACAAUCUCUGUCUAUCUUUUUCCUCUUGCCUGUCUUUACUUUUUAAAUUGAUUGUAUCCUUUGAGUGUAUUUAUUAUUACUGCUUUAGUGAUUUCCUGGUUAAAUAUAGUACUUGCAGGCACACAGAUGGUUGGUUUUUGACUCUCCUUUUAUCUCUCUCAGGAUGAUCAUUAGCCCAUUGUGUUAUAUUCCUUUAAAUAAUGUGUCCUAUAAUUUCUGCUACAUUUUGUUGAAUGUGAAGCAGUUCUGAAUUUUUUUCUCUCAAAAAGGCACUGUUUACUUAGUAAACUAACCACAAAGUACACUGCAUAUAGACCAAAGCUACUUCUCUUUUCUGUUGUUGGUGCUCCUCCUCCUCCUCCUCCUCUUCUUCUUCUUCUCCUUCUCCUUCUCCUUCUCCUCUUUCUCCUUCUUCUUCUCCUUCUUCUCCUUCUCCUCCUCUUCCUCCUCUUCUUCCUCUUCCUCCUCUUGCUCCUCUCCCUCCUCCUUCUUCUCCUCCUUCUUCUCCUUCUCCUUCUUUUUCUUCUUCUCAAAAAACUUGAUUUUUAAACUUUACUAAGUUUUAAGAAAGUUUGUAUUCCCAGAAGACUUCCUGUAUGUGUGGAAAUCCUCCCCCAACCCCAGGUCCCUGUGCACAUUCCCAGCACAUCUGCCUGCAGCUUCCUGUCCUCUUUUAACUUAGCUAAUCCACUAAGUGCAAUCAGUGCUGCAUGGAUGUUGCAGGGUGGAGUAAUCCAUCAGGGCUUGGACAGCCCACCAGUGGCCACCCCCUAAAAGAAAAGCUGCCAAAGCUCCUUAACCAGGAUGGGCCCUUAGGUGCCCUCCACCUUCCACACUGGGAUGUUAACCUCCUUGAUCUUGGGCAGCUAUGUAACCACAGCUGCUCUGUGUUCAUGUGUUUGAAACGUCAUGCCCAGUGGACAGAAUUUUGUAGCAUUCCUCCACAUCCUCUGGCUCUUUCAUUCUUUUUUUUUCUUUAUUUUUUCAUGUUUCAAUGAAGCUUUAUUUAUAAACAAAAGUGAUAGGUCAGAUUUGGCCUGGGGGCCACAAUUAUAAGCAAUUAUUAUGUUAGAGGGAACCCUGGAUAAUAAUCACAUCUGCAACAUGAAACAGAAGCUGCUGGCCAGACACACAGCAUAAAGAAGUAGGCAGAACAAAAAAUUAAUGCAGAUGACUGAAAAGAAACUUGAUUUUUCCAUUUUGGCUACCUCUGCUUCUGUCCACUUAUAAUUUGCUUAGAAAGGGGAAACCGACGGAAACCCUCUCCAGUAACAACAGUGAGAUUAACUGCAGGAUCCCGUGAAGCGGUGUUGGCUACCGUGACAUUUCUGGAACAACUUUGGCUCUUUCAUUCUUGCUUUGCCUUUUAAGCCUCACUUCCCAGAAGUCUCUGAACUCUGCCAUGCUUAGUGGCAUGCAGUGACAGAAGUCAUGGUCAAGCUCCAGACUAAGGCCUCUCUCCUCUGCCACAUGGCAAAUGGAACUUUGUGUAAAGACCCAAGACAGAAAUGACCAGCCAUUCAUGCCAGUCGGCCAGCCGGUACACACUGAACCUCAGAGCAGCGGGAAUGCUCAGCCUGGACAGUCUGCUGAGACACUCUUCUUGAAAGGACGUAGUGAGCCCACCAGAGUCUCCAUCCAAUUCAGCAGCAGUGUGGUGGGAUGGAAGAGAAGCCUGCGCACUCUUUGCUUACCUAGCGACCCCACAUUCCCUUGGCAUGGUUAAAGUUUGUGCAGUUAACACACGGGGCACAACCUGAAGACUCCGCCAUCCCUUCCCUGUGCUUGUUCUCGGCUUUAUAAGACAAGUGUGCACUGGGGAGCACAUUGUCCCCCCGUCUCUGCAGCCCAUGAGGUGGCCAUCCGUGUCUUGUCUUCUCACUCUCCUGAAAUCCUUCCCUGACCGUGACAAUGCUGUAUACUUACACUAAAAUGUGCAACGAUGACCUGCCCAUCAAACAGGGGAGUUUUCUUCUAGUUGUGUGUGUGUAUAAAAUUUCACAACAUGGUGCCUGUACUUGCUAUAGUAAAAGCAAGAUUCUGUUUAUGAAGUUAUGAGUUAAAAAUUAGUUUCCUUCUUUUUUGUGGACAUUUUGAAAAUUUCAAAGAUAUGUAAGGGUUAUUAUGUUAUAUGAUUAUUUUCUAUUAUUUCUCUAUAUACAUACACACACACACACACACUCUCUCACACACAUGUGCAUAUAUAUAUUUGGGUUUUUAAUUUUGUCAUAUGUAAGCUUAGACUGUGCAAACUUUUUAUUUAACUAUUUGGUUUGAAUUUGCUUUUGCAAUAAUUUCCAUGUUACUAUAAAUUAUAUAUAAAUUAAUUUUAAGUGAGUGCAAGUUAUUUCACAGAAAUUUAACUCAAAGAAUAUAACUCAGACUGGUAGUUUAGCUCUGAUUUCUGAUCUUUAGAGGAAAAGUCCUGAUAAUAAUUAGUAUUUUUUUGUUUAGUAAGGAUACAAAGGAAGGAAUUUCAGAACUAGACAGCUUGCUCAAUUGUAGUAAAACCUAAAGCUGGAAAUCUCUCCAGAGAGCUGGUCCCUGGGGCACCUGACCACCUGGCAGCACCUUCCUUUAGCAUUGGGAAUCAUUACUGUGGGGCUGGAGAGGUGGCUCAGUGGUUAAACGCACUGACGGCUCUUCCAGAGGUCCUGAGUUCAAUUCUCAGCAACCAUAUGGUGGCUCACAACCAUCUGUAAUGGGAUCUGAUGCCCUCUUCUGGUGUGUCUGAAGAGAGCAAUGGUGUACUCAGAUACAUAAACUAAAUCAAUCUUGAAAAAAAAAAGGAAUCAUUACUAUGCCUAGUUCAACCUGUGCCAUGGUUUCAAAAACAUCUAGAUUAAAUAUAGUGUAUACUUAAGAAUAUAUACACAGUGGGGCUAGAGAGAUGCUUCAGUGGCUAAGAACAUUGGCAUUCCAGAUUAUUGGAUUCAAUUCCCAGCACCCAUAUAAGAGCUCACUAUCGUCCGUAUCUCCAGUCUGGAGACCUAUGUUCAAGAAUGUAUGUAUUUCACAGUCGUAUGCAGACAGAACACAUAUACAUAUAUUUAAAAAGCUUAAAACACACCAACAAGGCUUAACAAGGAGGGAGCUGAAGUCUAGGAAGCGAUAAUUGUUGUUAUGUGAAUGCCUUUGACUAGUGAGUGAGUGAGUCCGUUCACCAGCCUAGUCCAAGGUAGACGCGGUGUUUGAAUUCUCUCCUGCAGAGUCCAAGGUCACUUUAAAUGAGUCUAGUAAUCUGUUUCUUUUUGAUAUCUACAUUAUACUUUACGUCUGCAUUUCAGUGAAGACGUUUGCAGCAUUAACUCA
Mus musculus (house mouse) is the source of this 7190-nucleotide messenger RNA. RefSeq names its product STARD3 N-terminal like (gene Stard3nl). Bases 121 to 1077 code for a protein of 318 amino acids. The transcript is spliced from 9 exons. The record is from RefSeq and is a predicted model, not a curated record. Gene Ontology annotation, cellular component: organelle membrane contact site; endoplasmic reticulum membrane; endosome. Lineage: Eukaryota; Metazoa; Chordata; Mammalia; Rodentia; Muridae. Gene Ontology annotation, molecular function: protein homodimerization activity; cholesterol binding.